Molecule: messenger RNA, 1048 nt
Organism: Panonychus citri (citrus red mite)
Lineage: Eukaryota; Metazoa; Arthropoda; Arachnida; Trombidiformes; Tetranychidae
Product: troponin I-like
Exons: 7
Coding region: 187-828 (213 amino acids)
Biological process (GO): muscle contraction
Cellular component (GO): troponin complex
Source: RefSeq, a predicted model, not a curated record
AUGGUUCUUUUCCACCCUCACCUCCUCCUCCCACUCUCUUCUCUAUCGGUUCUGUUUUCUUCUCAAUUUUUCUUCUUUUUUCUCAAUCUCUUCUCUAUUAACGAUCCACUGGUUUGUUAGAUAAUUUUUCUUGUGAAUUAACUUUUUCUCUUCAAUUGUUUGUGGAAAUAAAAAAGAUUCAACAAUAUGAUGGAUGAAAAGGAGAGGCGGAAAGCUGAAGUUCGAGCUCGUCUUGAAGCUCAGGCUCGCAAGAAGAGAGGGUUCAUGACACCAGAGAGGAAAAAGCGUCUAAGGAAUCUUCUUCGACGAAAAGCAGCCGAAGCUUUGAAACGAGAACAAGAAAGAAAAGCCGAAGAGAGAAGACGAAUCAUUCGAGAAAGAACUGGAACUCCAAAGAAUUUGGAAGGAAUUAACGAAGCGACCUUACAAUCAAUCGUAAAAGACUAUUUCAAAAGAGUCCAAGAUCUUGAGAGUAAAAAAUGGGAUCUCGAUAGAGCGACUCGUCUUAAGGAGUUAGAGCUUAAAGAGUUACAAGAGAAAGUGAAUGAUUUGAAAGGAAAAUUUGUGAUUCCACCAUUGAAAAAAGUUUCGAAAACAGCAAAUCAAUUGGAAAAGAUUCGCAUGUUUACUGCUCGUGUUUCUCAGAUGGAUUAUCGUAAUCAAUUGAAACAAGUCCAAAAGAAAGAUUAUCAACUGGGAGGAAGUGAUGAGAUGGUCAUCUCAUCUAAACCAGAAUGGGCCCAACCCAAAAGUAAGACAACCUCAGUUUCAGAAGUUGUUUCAGAAAUUUCUGAGGUUGUCUCAGCGGAUGAACAAGAUGAUUAUUGAAAAAUAUCAUCACAAUUUGUUUCUGUGUGUGAGUGUAAAGGUUAAUUAACACACACUCACUUUUAUCUAUUUGUCGAUUGUAACUAUCAAAAAAUAACAAUGAUAACAAUCACGAUAAUAAUGAUAAUGGUAAUGAUAAUGACGAUAAUUCAAGUCUAAUGAUCAUGAUUUCUGUGUGUGUAUUGAUUGAUUAAAAUGAGCUUUUUUUGUUUCAAUUUAA